AUGAUGCUCUCGUCUUCAUCGUCGAGCUCGUCGGGUCGGUGGCGGUCAUCACACUCGCAGCUGGUAUCCCAGCAGCCGUUGCGACCGUAUCACCAGCGGGAGCAACAGUCGCAAGAAAUGUUGCAGGGGAACGCCCAUUUCGCCUCUCUCCUGCAGCGACCUCGAGAGGGCCCUCCACAGCCUCAGGUGGUUACACACACUACCGUUCCUGGGCCGCUUGUUGCCCCUGCCUUACCAGCCCGGCAGCAGCAGCAGUUGCCGGUCCCCAGGCCGUCGUCCUGCGCCACACCUGCGACCUUCUCACCGAGGGCCUUUGUGCAGGUGCAGCCGCAGCUGCAGCGUGGAUGCGAGGAUGUGCAGCACCAACGUGUGCCGGCUGGUGGCACCAGCGCGACGGUGGCGAGUGUUGGUGGCGGCGACGGCCUUGACGACUCCUCUUCUCCUGCCCCUAGCACUGCCAACGUGGCGGAGUGGUGGUCGCGUGAUGGUUCUCUUCUAUCACACCAGGACGAGAGCGACAGCACAUCCUGCGACGGGACGUACCAGCUCGCCACGACCAGCUCCACGAUGACCGACCAACGUUCUGCCUCACCCAAACAAGCUGCACCAGUGGAGCUGGGCGAUGAUGCGACUUGCUUGUCCGACCUGCGGCGGCGGGUGGCGGCUCAGGUUGAGAAGUGCGGCCCUAGGCGGCCAGCAGGGCCAGGCGCCGCCGCCGCCAGCACCGCUCUCGUAUCACAAUCGUUGUCGACGUCGUCGUGCGGCUGCCCAACCAGCUGCACGUGUCGCAGCGACACACCAGACGGCGAUGUCUUUGUCGUCUCGGCCGAUGCUCACAGAAGGGCGAGACGAGCGUCGCAUGCACGUCCUGCAAGGCAGCCACACACACCAAGCACCGCUGCGCGACGUGACGCGUACCCAAGCUGCAAAGCGAGGGGAACACAGUACAUGACUUACUGCAGUGACGCCUCGUCGGAAACAGGCACAACACCAGUGCAGUGGAGCAGUGACAAGGACAGUGACAGCCUCUGCAGCUCCUGCUGUCGUUGUCACUGUGAUUGCAGCCUUUCUUUCCGUGAGCGGCGUCACGCUCAACACGAAGACACUGAGUUUCCAUCCAAGCUGUCCACCGCGAGCAGCACCGAGGGUAGCCGCGGAAGUGGCGACGAUGCAUCGCUGUGCAGUUUUUGCAGAGGUGCCGCCCACGCAGGUGCCAUGCGGCGACGUGGUACUGCUGCAUCCUUCACCCACCAAGAUAACCCGUGCCGUGAUGCCCUGCGCGGGGAUCGACUGAGUGCAGAGGUGCCACUUUUACUACGCCUCUCUACCUCAGGCGCUUCCUGUGUUCCCAUGGGAGGGAGUGCAGGGUAUGCCGCGACGAGGGUGGAGCUCGAGCAGGCGGAUCGAAGGUUGGCAUGCCUGCAGGGCGCCCCCGCACUCCUCGGCGACGCAGCUGGUGAGCGCCGUGGUGCGUACGACGGUGUCACUGCAGCGGUAAGGCAGCCGGACCGUUGCACAGGGAGCGCGCAGACAGAGGCCGUCACUGCAACUGCGCCGACGGCUAGCCAGUCAGAGGAGCAGCGCUGCCGCCACGCUGAGAAAGAGGCGGCGGAGUGGAAGUCCCUCGCUGCUGCUCACUGUGCUGAGGUAGCCCUGCCACUACUGCAGGACGAGCUGGCCAGCUUUGAGGCCCGCACGGCCGUGCAGCAGCAGGCGCACCUCGAUGUCGUGGCAGCACAAAUGCGGGCUUUCCAUGAUGAGGUGCGACAGCGCACGCGGGAGCUGAUGGACCUCCAGCUGCAGUACCAGCGCCAACUGGAGCAACAGCAUGUGACUCAGCAAGGAGAAGCGGAGGCGGCAGGGCGCACUGCUGCCCGUGUCGACUGCGCCACUUCCCCGAUGGAGACUUCUCGCGCGGCAGCAGCAGGUGAGCCAACCCCGAAAGCUGCGCCGCCUUCCGUGCCACUGCAGCGUGACGUCGGGACACAGCACUCGGACGGAACCCUCGAGCUUCUGGCAGCUGUGCGCACAGAGGCUGCCUCGUGGGUGGCGCAGCAGCUGCUCUUCAUGGAGGCCGAGCGACGCGACACCGUGGCGCAGGACGAGGCUGAGUCUCGCGACCGACUCCUCAACGUUGUGGAAGGACCUUGCCGUUCUCAGCUGUUGCUCUGCCAGGCGCAGCUGCUCCACUGGCAGCAAGAGUGCGCUGCAGUACGUCAGCGAACCUUCUUAGCAGCCGACUUACACGCGCUGGAGCUACGUGAGCGACUUGCGCGGCAAGAGCUGACUGGGGAGUCUUCCCUGGCGCAGCACGAGCUCUUCGAAUCCUUUGAGAAGCAACGCUGUCAAGCUGCGGAGGAGGCAGUGCAUUCUCAGGUGAAACUGCUCAAGGACGAGCUCACCAGCGUGCAAUCAAAGCUCGAAAUGGUUGAAGCCGAGCACGCCGACACUCUUGAGCACGCGAGGCAGCUUCGCCUGCAGCUCGUCCAUGCGUUGCGCAUGCCCACCGUGACGCUCGUCGAUCGCUCGGCCGUGUCUACAGCGACUUGUGUGGCGGGUGAUGCAGCCAUCGCCGCUGCCGCCUAUGCCUAUGCCACUGCAACAGCAGGAACAGAGCACGGCGGCGCGGUGGGUAUACUGGGAGAGACUUCUCAAGGUGGUACUGAUAUCACUUCGAAUGCUCACGCUGCUUCAUCGACGGGAUUAGGCACCGGUGCGGUCGGGUGGCACACUCUGUUGAGCGGCAUUGACGGAGGACUUGACUUGCCUGUGCAUCGGCGCUUUGCUCACGCGCAUCAGGAGGCUCUGCGCGUGACCCGGGCACAGAGUCGCACUGUGUGA
Molecule: messenger RNA, 2841 nt
Organism: Leishmania braziliensis MHOM/BR/75/M2904
Lineage: Eukaryota; Euglenozoa; Kinetoplastea; Trypanosomatida; Trypanosomatidae
Exons: 1
Coding region: 1-2841 (946 amino acids)
Source: RefSeq, a predicted model, not a curated record